UAAAAAUGAAAUGCACGAUAUGCACGUCUAUUUUUCUGCUGUCUGUGCCUACACGGAUGGGUUGAAACUUAACACCUUAACCAUUUACAUCAGGACUCAAUAUUGGAGUAAAAGAUGGUGUGCUUUGCCACCCGAAGAGGCCGAUACAUCACGUUUACUGUGAGUGUGAUCAUCGUUCUGUUUAUAAUCUCUCGACCAACAAUUAGACAACUGAUCUUUGGAGCGUGUGCAUGCGGUCAAUGUGUGAUGGACCUCACUCGUGACACCUGGUUCAGACAACGGUUCGACCCACGCAUCCAACCCUUACUGACCCCUAAAAACAGUGUGCUCAGUGACUCCCUCUACAGAUGGUGGCAAAAGCUGCAAUACAAGAGUAAAGUAAACUAUACAGCAGUGGUGGAGAUGUUAUUUGGCGUCUUCCCAAAUGAAGAGUAUUAUUUGGAUGCUGGUUGGGGCCGCUGCAGAAGCUGUGCUGUUGUGGGGAACUCUGGGAACCUCAAAAACUCUCACUAUGGUCCUCUUAUUGAUGCUCAUGAUCUCGUCAUCAGGGUAAAUAAGGGCCCAACAGAAGGUUUUGAGCGGGAUGUGGGGUCUAAGACCACUCACCGGUUUAUUUACCCUGAGAGCGCUGUGGACAUGGACAACUCCACCCAUUUGGUGCUGAUCCCAUUCAAGACUGUGGAUCUCCAGUGGAUCAUCAGUGUCUUCACAAGCAAACACAUUCAUAGAACAUAUGUUCCUGUAAAACCUUCAAUAAAAGCAAAUAGGGAAAAGGUGAUGAUCCUCCAUCCAGCUUUCCUGAAAUAUGUUCAAGAGCGCUGGCUGCAGAAACAUGGCAGAUAUCCAUCCACCGGUUUCAUCUCACUCAUAUUCAGCCUCCACGUCUGUGACCAGGUGAAUGUAUUUGGGUUUGGAGCAGAUGUACAUGGAUACUGGCAUCACUACUUUGAAGAAAAUAAGCAUCCUCUUAAUUCCGGCAAUCAUGGUGGAAGUUUUGAAUAUAGGAUUACAGUUAAGCUUCAUGAGAAAAAUGCACUUCGGUUGUAUAAAGGAUGGUGAUCAUGUUUUAUUAUUUAUUUUUUAUUGUUAUUAUGUCUUCAAAAUAAAUCAGGACAGUAAACUCUUAUAUGCCAAAAGGUCAUGGAC
Molecule: messenger RNA, 1146 nt
Organism: Xyrauchen texanus (razorback sucker)
Lineage: Eukaryota; Metazoa; Chordata; Actinopteri; Cypriniformes; Catostomidae
Product: CMP-N-acetylneuraminate-beta-galactosamide-alpha-2,3-sialyltransferase 1-like
Exons: 7
Coding region: 115-1059 (314 amino acids)
Molecular function (GO): beta-galactoside (CMP) alpha-2,3-sialyltransferase activity
Source: RefSeq, a predicted model, not a curated record